AUGCUUCCACAGCCAACUGUGGCUCAUGCCUGUUUCUCACGACCCUCAUUGGAGGACGAUGCGACGAUGAGACGUCGAAUUUCCCGCUGCCUGGACUGCGAUCCAGAGAUUCGUCGGCUGAGUUUUACUUUCAGUCGGCCCUACGUCGGUGUGCAGACGCCCUUGGCGGUGCUUCAGCAGGGUGCAGGUCUCGAACAUUUAUUAACCGCCUAUAUCUCGACUGCGAUUGUCGAUCUCCAUGCUUAUAUGUCGCUAACAUUCGGGUGCACCCCGUCCUCUUUGCCAGCACGCCUGGCCGUCAAGCCAGGGCGGCUUCGGCAGAUGUUGGGAUGCAGUGGAUUCCAAAGCCGUCGAGACCCAUACCGACAAAGACUCAACCAUGUAGCACAGUCUCUCGCAACAAAAGUGGACAGUCCCCGAUUGGCUUAUUCCUGGUUGACGCACACUCCUGAAUUGAUCACCCUAGAUGAUAUUCUUUCCAGCCUCCCUCCUCUCCCGAGCUUGCGAUUAGAGUCACAGCCCAUCCCUAUUCUUCUCGUCACCCCAAGCUUUGCCCCCUGGGUUGAUACAGCCAGUACCUUUCUCGAGCAAUGGAUCAACCGGCUGUACCUUGGUCGGGAUUCUCAUGAACAUGUGCAUGCCUUUGUAGCAGUCAUUGAUAAGAUACCCGGCUCCCCCCUGGAGUCGAAUCUUGCCAUAGAGAACAAUGGUGUGUCUGAAUUGGAGGGUAUAUCGGUUUUGUUUUCUACUGCGGGCGACAUACAAGGAAAGGCCGCUGCGCCCCGUGGAGUCAGGGCCGCAAAUGCUCAGGAGGCAGCUCUUUUGUUUUCAGUCCGAACGGGUGUUCCGAACAUCCCCAACGGAAGCCUCCGUAGGCCAACUCAUGAAGUUGGCCUACGUCUUUCCAAUACAAUAUUCCUCAAUGGGAAAGAGAACACCCUGUUUGGGACACGCUGGUCCUACAACGCCUCUUCGUCCAAGUAUAGCCUGGAUCAGACCAUCGAAUUGUCACGUUGUAUUGUCACAUCCACCACAGAGUCCAUUCGCAGGAUUAUUGACCUCCCGCUACAUCCUAUUGGCAAGCGAAGGAGAGUAGUAUCUAGCAUGGGAAACAUCCUUCGUCAGAUAACUAAACAUGUUGAUGACAACUCGACGGAGCCAAUGCCGGCUUCUUCCGAGUUAGAGGAAGAGCUUCCUCGUUACGUUGCAGAACAUGAAAUUCCUGGCCAGAAGGUUUCCGUCUGGGCCUUGAUUGAGAGUCCCGAAAUCAAUGAAGCGAAUCGAACUUCGAACGCACUUUCAGACAUUAUUCAAUCGGGAGGCAAGCUGCACCACGUCAUGAGUGGCGGCGGUGGAUGGGGCAAAAAACAAGGUCUUUUGUCGCUAGAUCCCGAAACCGGCUUCAUGGACCUAGCUGAUGAUGGGGAUUUAUUGACCUCUGAUGAGUUGUUUUCCUCCACAGCCCCGACAUCAGUACCAGACAUGCCACCAUCGCUUGACAACCCUAUGCUCAUGGGCGAGCUGUCGUCUCUGUCACAGGUUGUCCGACCCGGUGACUACAUCCAAUUCUAUGUAUCAAUUACCUCAGAUUACGAAAGUGCCAGCCAGGCAGAGGUCCUGACUCCACAGGGGAGCGCCUCAUACCAUUUUGGGGUCGUGUCAGAUACUGAAAGCCGUGCGGUGCAGACGGCCGCCGGCACGGAACAUAAAUAUUUGGCCUUCGCUCCUAAUCACUUUGGGGCCUUGUCGGAGAAGGCAAUUACCUAUUUACAACCCGUCAAUCCAGCCAGGUCGGAAGAAGUGCUUGAAACCGGCACCAAACUCAACAUCCCUGGGUCCCGGGUUACAUUAAUGCUUGAAUAA
Messenger RNA from Aspergillus tanneri, 1863 nucleotides. RefSeq lists its product as uncharacterized. The transcript is spliced from 3 exons. The record is from RefSeq and is a predicted model, not a curated record. Bases 1 to 1863 code for a protein of 620 amino acids. NCBI's taxonomy places the organism in Eukaryota, Fungi, Ascomycota, Eurotiomycetes, Eurotiales, Aspergillaceae.